Messenger RNA from Talaromyces atroroseus, 1965 nucleotides. RefSeq lists its product as hypothetical. The transcript is spliced from 2 exons. NCBI's taxonomy places the organism in Eukaryota, Fungi, Ascomycota, Eurotiomycetes, Eurotiales, Trichocomaceae. The record is from RefSeq and is a predicted model, not a curated record. The coding region runs from base 1 to 1965 and encodes 654 amino acids.
AUGCCGAAGAACAACUCCCAAUCCCCAAAGCGGUCACCAAUGGCAAUUGGCAAAUACCGCAGAGCCGAGUUAGCUCAAUUGACCGCAGCAAGGAACAAAGGUCUCAAACACGUCUCGGGAAAGAAAACCGGCACUGCCGGUGGCCUGAACAAUACAAACAGGAAGAGGAAGCCGUCUUUCUCUUCCAUUUCAACGAUCUCCUCGGUUUCUGGCUUGGAAGAAAAUGAUCAAGAUGAAGCGGAUUCUGAGGCAAGUUCUGACGAAGACGAUGAGUCCGCUCAUCGGGCCCCGUCUUACGGAGGCAAGAGCCGUAGAGGGGGGCGCAAGACGGGGUCGAAGAUGAAAUCCUCUCUGUCCGUUAAAAAGAGAAAGCUUUCCUACGAUGAAGGCUACGAAGGCCAGCAAAGCAGUGCUGGCGAUUCAGAUAGUGAUUAUGCGGCCGUUGACGAGAUCUCUGACGACGAUGAAGACCUCGAUGUCGAGAAGCUUGAAGAACAAAUGAUUCUUGAGUCUGAGGACGAGGGCCACAAAGUCGAUGCCACCACCUUUUCCUCCACAGAUGCUCAUGAUGCCGACGAAUGGGCUGGAUUCGGUAGCUUCGAUGACCACAUCCUUUUCUCCACCGAGCCAUUACUCGAAGAUCACUUGUAUAGCGCAAUGGAGACAUUUGGUGAGACAGAUUUCACGAGCGAAGCAAUCGAAACACCUGUACAAAGACAUGUUCACUUUGUCGUUGAAGAAGACGCCGACUCCGAUUCUUCGAGUGAUAGCACUGACGAUGAAAUUCCCGGUGAUUUCUUGCAACAAGACAGCCUUGACCCGACACUUCGCCGCAUGAUUGACAAUGAUUAUGAUACCGGUAGCAACCAGCGUUACGAAGACAUUUUCGGAGAGUCCGAUUUCAGCCACCCGGCCAAUAUCUACCAUGUCGAGUCGGAUGCAGUUUCAAACGGCUCCAGUGGCUAUGAAACCGAUGAUGGAGAGACUACCGACGAGGAUCUACCCCCGCCAGCCACAAUUACACACCCGCGAUCCAUUCUACGACGAGAUUCCACUUCAUCUCUAACUGCGACUGGAGAAUCUACUAGUCAAAGAUCCAACCCUCCGCGUCGACGUGGACCAAUUAUGGGCACAUUUGUUGCCGACCCUAAAAAACCUGUUGCUCUUGUCGAUGGCUCUGGCAAACACCUUGUCAUCAUUCCUGCAUACGCUUCUUCUCGACAUGAUUGGUUGGAGUCGGCUACUAAUAGCAUGUGCGGAACCGCACAUAACAGCCCUCGGGCCACCACCAUGCAUCUGAUCGAUGAAAGUGACACUGAUGCUCUUACUUCGCCGAAUGGGUUUGAACUAAAUCCCAUGCUAAGCUCCGGUAAUCUGAUGAUGACUGCUUUGGGCAACGACGCCACACCUGGCGGGCAAGUUAUGGGCCCACCUGAAGCGUUUUAUCCAUCCCAAACAUUUGCUGGAGAUAGUUCAUAUGACGAGGAGGAUGAUGAAGACGAUGAGCGCAUGCUGAACGUUGACGACUUCAUUGAUUUUGGCAAUGGAUCAUCCGAUGAAGAAGACGAAGAUGAGGAAGAGGGGCCAAUAAGUAAGACUUCUGAUGACGAAGGUCACACUACAUCACCAGCUGUAGCCUCAUCCGUUCAAGGCUUGGGCACUCCGACACCGAGCCGAGCCAACACCUCCAACAGUGCUGAACAAUUUCUCAACCAUCUUGAUAAAGGCAUUGUGACUGCAUUCCGUCGAAAUCACGCCCGAUAUCAGACUCUAAUUCGCCUUCCUCAGCAUCGAGAAUUUAUGCCAGCCAAUUCACCAUCUCGGGCUGCUAGUGUAUUCAAGCACUCGCGAUAUUCUGAUCCGCGUACGCCGCCUCGUAAACGCAAGGCCAGUCAAUAUACAGGCGGUGAAGCAGUGCGGCGUAAGCUCAUUGAUGGCCACCGACGCAACCAGCUCUCCUUUUAA